This is a messenger RNA of Hansenula anomala, 1257 nucleotides long. It is a transcript of the gene SIP1, whose product is annotated as Sip1p. Gene Ontology annotation, molecular function: protein kinase binding. NCBI's taxonomy places the organism in Eukaryota, Fungi, Ascomycota, Saccharomycetes, Phaffomycetales, Wickerhamomycetaceae. Gene Ontology annotation, cellular component: nucleus; nucleotide-activated protein kinase complex; cytoplasm. The coding region runs from base 1 to 1257 and encodes 418 amino acids. The record is from RefSeq and is a predicted model, not a curated record. The transcript has a single exon. Gene Ontology annotation, biological process: signal transduction.
AUGGGUAACAACGCCUCGUCCAUCCCUAAUAACAUCAGAAGAAAAUCUUCUGUGUCAAGAGGACAUCAAAGAACUUCAUCAAGUGAAGGACAUGGUGGUAAUAAAUCUAGUCAUCAACAUUCAGAAUAUCUAAGUCCAAGACAAAGUCAUCAAUUGCCUAUAAAUACGGAUAAGGGUUAUCCACCUCCUUAUAAACCAAAAGCUAUAGUAUCUCCUAAUGUUUUCAUUGAUCAUUUAGCAGAUAAUGACUAUUUUGGAAAGAUUGAUGCUGGUGGUGGUGCCACUGGAGUUGGUGAUUUUGGAAGUGAUGUUGAAAGGAAAGGAAGUAUUGGUGGUGGUGAGAUAAGUGAAGUUUUAACUUCAGGGUCUUAUGAUGAUGAUUAUGAUAUUGAUGAGGAUUUGAUUAAUAAAGAUGGUGUUGGUGUUUCAAAAGAACAAAGAGAAAGUAAUGAAUAUAAAAAUGUUUUGAUAAAAUAUGUGAAUUAUGAGGAUACAACAGGGUCAAGUGAUCAUGGAAUUGGUUCAACACAGGUUUAUUUGAUAACUUCUUUUAAUAAUUGGUCUAAAAAACUGAAAUUGGAGAGAGAUUUUGAUGGUGUUUAUAAAAUCAUGAUUACUUUACCAUUGGGGAUCUAUAAAGUUAAAUUUUUGGUUAAUAAUGAGAUCAAAUACAGUGAAGAUUUACCAAUAGCUACUGAUAAAUCUGGUAAUGUUGUUAAUUGGUUUGAAGUUGAUGACAUAGAAGGAAGUGAAGAAGUUUUUGAAGCUGGUGUUAUUGAACAGCACAAGAUUAGUAACAAUAAGAGAAAAUCUUCAACUUCAUUCCUACACACCCAACAACAACAGGAUCCUAAGUCAACAUCACAAUUCUCAUUAGAUCAACCAAACUUGAAGAAUAAUGAAACUUAUUCACAAGAGAUUCCUGAAAUUUUCCAUCAAUCUGAUGAAAUAUUACCAGUUGAUGAAGAAUUCUUACACAAAAAUCCAAUUCCUGAAUUACCAGUGUAUCUUAAUAACAACAUUUUGAACAAACAUUUCAAUACUCAUCAUUAUAAUCAAAGUUCAGAUACAGCUCAAUUACAAAAUAAUCAGAAAAGAAAGAUUUCAUCAUCUGGAUUAAACUCACAUAUCAUUCCCCACGUUAAUUUGAAUCAUUUACUCACGUCAAAUAUCAAAAAUAACGUGUUGAGCGUUGCUUGUACAACUCGCUAUUCAGGGAAGUUCAUCACACAAAUCAUGUAUUCACCUUCGGAAUAA